CGGAAGUUGAUCACUGACAGCGCAACCAAUCCGUAGUCGAAUUCGACGGUGCCUUUUCCGGUACAGCAGCAAACAUGGGUCGCGUAAGAACGAAGACGGUGAAGAAGGCCGCCAAAAACAUCAUCGAGAAGUAUUAUACUCGGUUGACCCUUGACUUCCAUACAAAUAAGAGGAUAUGUGAGGAGAUUGCCAUCAUUCCAAGCAAGCCUCUGAAGAAUAAAAUUGCUGGGUAUGUUACACAUCUUAUGAAGAGGCUUCGACACAGUCAAGUUCGUGGUAUCUCGAUCAAACUUCAGGAAGAGGAAAGGGAACGCAGGGAUAACUAUGUACCGGAAGUUUCUGCCCUUGACCAUGAUAUCAUUGAAGUUGAUGCCGAUACCAAGGAGAUGUUGAAGAUGCUUGACUUCAACAGCAUUUCUGGCCUUCAACUAACUCAGCCAGUUACGCAUCAGUUCAGCAGACGUAACUAAAUUUUAUUUACUUCAACUCCAAUUUGGCAUUUCUGUAAUAAAGAAACGGUCCGAUAC
Orussus abietinus is the source of this 527-nucleotide messenger RNA. It is a transcript of the gene RpS17, whose product is annotated as 40S ribosomal protein S17. Gene Ontology annotation, biological process: translation. Gene Ontology annotation, cellular component: ribosome. The record is from RefSeq and is a predicted model, not a curated record. Lineage: Eukaryota; Metazoa; Arthropoda; Insecta; Hymenoptera; Orussidae. The transcript has 3 exons. Bases 75 to 470 code for a protein of 131 amino acids. Gene Ontology annotation, molecular function: structural constituent of ribosome.